Molecule: messenger RNA, 826 nt
Organism: Magnolia sinica
Lineage: Eukaryota; Viridiplantae; Streptophyta; Magnoliopsida; Magnoliales; Magnoliaceae
Exons: 5
Coding region: 329-754 (141 amino acids)
Biological process (GO): nuclear-transcribed mRNA catabolic process, deadenylation-dependent decay
Cellular component (GO): P-body; CCR4-NOT core complex
Molecular function (GO): molecular adaptor activity
Source: RefSeq, a predicted model, not a curated record
GAAGCUCGAAGCAGAGCUCUCUCUUAAAAUCCCUAAGCUCCGAAAGGAAAAUAGAGCGAAAUCGCAUUUUACUUCCGCAAUUCUAUCUGUCAAAAUCCCCAAGCUCUGAAAGGAAAACAAAUCGAAAUCACGUUUAACUUCUGCAAUUCGAUCCUUUACAAUACUUAGAAACGUCGAUUCUGUCCUCCACACAAGCAAUCUCCUCGCCGAUUUCAGGUAAUAUUGGAGAGGGUAGAGCAUUUUUCUCAGUCAGUUUCUGUAUACAAAGAUCAAAUAUUUCAAAAAAGAGCUCGUAUUCAGCAGUGAUUUUAUUGUGAGUAGGCGACUCAUGAGCACCUACAAUGACUGGUAUUCCAAAUUCCGAACUCAACCUGCUGCAGUCAGCAUUUUGGAUAUUUUUGUUGAAUAUGGGACUGAGGGAAGCAUUGUACUGCUCCAAGCCUGCUUAGAUCAAGUGAAAUUUCAGAGCGAAGACUUUCAGUCAAAGCCAGAUCUUCUAUCAGCUAUCUUUAGAUACUUUUUGGGUAGACCAAAUUUCGCCACAGUUUUCUGUGAAGCACUGAGAAGUAAAGUGAUGAGUGAAGGAUUUCUAGAAGGUCUCUCCAAGCAAUUGCAUUUGUCUACACCCGAGAAAAUUGUUGUUGGUCUUGCUCUGUCAGAUUCAGGAAAUACAGAUUUUAGAAUCAGAGAUGAACAAUCUAAUUUUGCAGAAUUGCUUUCCUUGGAAACAGAAGAUGAAGAGAAAAGACAUUAAAGAAAUAUUCAAGAUCAUCCACUAUUCUUCGGAAUCACAUUUGGGCUGUUGGCUGAGAUAAUAAAUUCAGGG